AUGUUUGUGACUCCUACUGUUCCCGCUAACGAAGCACUGAGGGCUGAAGCAGCAGCCCGAGUUGCUGCAGCAGCACGUAGCCUCUCAGACACGGAAGCAUCUCUGGACACAGCAGCAGGUGGCCGCAUCCCUCGUAUACUCGCAGAAGCAACAGAGAGACGCGUGAGGUGGCAGCUGCUGCCUCCGGGAAGCACAAAAGACUCCCCAGGUGCUGCAGGUGCUGGAGGUGCUGUUUCGUGUGGCUAUCGAUACAGAACAGCAGCAGCGGCAAUCGCAGGAGCCGCAGCAGCAGAUACACUGACACCAGGUACCACCGAUGCUGGAAGCAGCAGCGCAGGUGAGGAAACGCAUCGCAGGCGGGUGCGCUGCAGCAGGCGGCAGCAGCAGGAGAGCGAAGGCAGCGGCAGCAGGAAGCCGGGGAGGCACAAGCAGCGGCGUUGGCUGCAUCAGCAGCUGCUUGUUGCUGCUCUGCGCCGCCUUAUAUUUGCUGCUGGAGAGGACCCCCGUGAAGCUAAAAUAGACAUGUGGGGAGCACCGAAGCAGCCUUCCUGCUGGCAGCUGCUGCAGGCUGACCCUGUAGCACGCGAGUUGUACAUAAAGAGAAAAGAAGGAAACCUAGAGGGGCCCCCAGGGGCCCCUUCAGAGUCUUCUCCAGAGAGAGAAGGCACUCAGCAGCAGCAGCAGCAGCAGCAGCAGCAGCAACAGCAGCAGCAGCAUUAUCCGCUGCUGCUGCGAAAAUCGCACUGCCUUAGGAUUGUGAAGCAGCAGCAGCAGCAGCAGCAGCAGCAUAUGGGCAGGCCGGCGCUGCGAGCUGCUUCUGUAGAUGGAUUGAGGCACUCGGAGCUGCUGCGGCGCAGAGCGUUAGACAGUGAAGAGAGCGAAACAGACACAGACUCUGCUCCCCAAGCAGCAGCAGCAGCUGCAGCAGCAGCAGCAGCAGCAGCAGCCCUGCCAAGUCGUCCAGGUGCAGCAGCCUCUCCCGGCGCUGCUGCCCUCGCACGGGAACUCGAAGUGCAGCGUUUGCUGCUGCAGCAGCUGGCGGAGUCGGAGCUGCAGCUGCUGCCUUCAGUGCAGCGUAUGAAGUCUUUGCGUGCAGCCUUCAGGCCAAUGAAGCAAAUAACCAGAGAUGCUGCUGCUUUCUUUCGUAUAAGUGCUGCAAUUGAAGGCGCUAUUCGCCAGGCAUACAGCUCGCUUGCUGCUGUAAAGGGGGGCCUGAGGCAGCUGCUGCAGCAGCAGCUGCAGCAAGAAGCAGCAGAAGCAGCAAAGGCAGCAGAAAAACAAAAACACAGAAGGCCAAUCCUUCACAGCAGCAACAGCAGCAGCAACAGCGGGGAGUCCCCGAGUGGCAGCAGCCCUAGCAGCAGCAACAACAACGCUUCCAGCAGCAGUAGCAGCUGCAACAGCAGCAGCAGCAACAGCAGCAGCUUGCGAUGUGUGCGUCUGAAUAAGGAUUCGGAGGUGCCGAAGGCUGAGGCAAUCUCUGCGCCGUCUAUGUCUGCUGAUGAGUUGCACUUUCUUGAUUGUGUAGAACGCCUGCAGCAGCAAGCUGAAGCAGCACAAGCAGCUGCAGCAGCAGCAGCAGGAGCAGGAGCAGGAGCAGCAGGGGAGCAGCGGGAGUGGCUGCUGCUGUGGCGGCUGUCUGGGUUUGAACGAAAAGUAGCGCAUGCAUUAGUUAGCCUAGCAGCAGACUUAGAGUCUGUCUCGCUCUCUCCUCUAGACCUACCAGCCCCCCUAAAGGCACCUCCCUCUACACCUCAGCAGCAGCAGCAGCAGCAGCAGCAACAGCAGCAGCAGAUGAGCAGACGGAAGGUCGCUGCUAACACCCCACAGAAGGUUUUGAUUAUUUGCAGAAAACGUCAGGCUGCAGAGACACCCGCCUCCCUGCCGCCUGUUUCUCUCGCUGCUUUGUUGGUUUGCGCUGUAACUGCAGCUAUAUAA
Eimeria acervulina is the source of this 1938-nucleotide messenger RNA. RefSeq lists its product as hypothetical. Bases 1 to 1938 code for a protein of 645 amino acids. The transcript has a single exon. The record is from RefSeq and is a predicted model, not a curated record. NCBI's taxonomy places the organism in Eukaryota, Apicomplexa, Conoidasida, Eucoccidiorida, Eimeriidae.